Messenger RNA from Verruconis gallopava, 1545 nucleotides. RefSeq lists its product as uncharacterized. Gene Ontology annotation, molecular function: nitrite transmembrane transporter activity; nitrate transmembrane transporter activity. The coding region runs from base 1 to 1545 and encodes 514 amino acids. Lineage: Eukaryota; Fungi; Ascomycota; Dothideomycetes; Venturiales; Sympoventuriaceae. Gene Ontology annotation, biological process: nitrite transport; nitrate transmembrane transport. The transcript has 2 exons. Gene Ontology annotation, cellular component: membrane. The record is from RefSeq and is a predicted model, not a curated record.
AUGUUUGACAUCACGAUACUAUGGCGGGCUCCACAGGUGAACCCCAUCAACAAGAAGGCUAGGUCAAUUCCUGGGCUCAACCCGAUCGAUAAGUAUGGUCGAGUGUUCUUCUUCUCCUGGUUCGGGUUCAUGAUCGCAUUUUGGUCAUGGUACGCUUUUCCACCACUUCUGUCCGACGUCAUUGCCGCGGAUCUGAAGCUGAAACCGUACCAAAUUGCCAACUCAAAUAUUAUCGCACUGACUGCAACUCUACUGGUUCGUCUCGUUGCAGGCCCAAUGUGCGAUAAGAUCGGCCCUCGCUAUACGUUCGCAGCCUGCUUGCUCGCUGGUGCUGUUCCGACUUUCCUCGCUGGUGCCGUAUACAACGCAGCUGGAUUGAUGGCCUUGCGCUUCUUUAUCGGUAUACUUGGUGGUAGCUUCGUGCCCUGCCAAGUCUGGUCUACCGGCUUUUUUGACAAGAAUGUUGUGGGCACUGCCAACGCGCUGACUGGUGGCUUCGGUAAUGCUGGUGGAGGAAUUACCUAUUUCGUCAUGCCUGCUGUCUUCAACAGUCUGGUCGGUGAUGGGUUGUCUCGACAUGUCGCGUGGCGUGUGUCUUUCAUUGUGCCUGGCAUUCUUAUCGUGGUCACAGCCAUCCUUCUUGUCGUUCUUUGCGAAGACUGCCCGACCGGAAAAUGGUCUGAGCGUGAGGAAGCUGCUGAGGCCAACCUUCGCUCUCACAGCGUUAGCGGCAGCAUUGUUCCUGUCCCGGGCGAGAUCUCUGCUCAUCGUGACUCCAACACAGAGGCCGGUUCUGACAAGGAGGCCAAGGUCGGUGCUGAGGAAGAUAAGCACUAUGCUGAUAACGAGGCCCAUAUUGGUGCUGAGCAAAUGAUUGAAGCAGCCAAGGGCGAGGUCAUUCAGAAACCAACGGUUCGGGAAGUCUUCAGCGUCGUUUUCUCUCUUCAGUGCCUUGUCACUGGCGCUUGUUACUUCUGCUCAUUUGGAGCUGAACUUGCGAUCAACAGCAUCCUCGGCAGCUACUACAAGAAGAACUUCCCGAAACUUUCGCUCCAGGAUCAGGGAAACUGGGCUGCCAUGUUUGGCCUUCUCAACGUCGUCUUCCGGCCACUGGGUGGUGUCGUUGCUGACUUAGCCUACGCCAAGACUAAGAGCGUUUGGGCAAAGCGAGUCUUGCUACACACAUAUGUCACCCUUACCGGCGUCUUCUUGAUUAUCAUCGGCAAGAUUGACUCCAAGGACACCAGCACUAUGUUCGGAUUGAUGGCUGGCAUGGCUUUCUUCCUCGAGGGCGCCAACGGCCUGAACUUCGCCUACGUCCCACACGUUCACCCAUUUGCCAAUGGUGUUGUGUCCGGAUUCACGGGUGCGUGUGGCAAUUUUGGCGGAAUUAUCUUCGCCAUAGUUUUCCGCUACAACCUCACUCCUAAGGGCACGCAGGAUUUCCCCAAAGCGUUUUGGAUUAUUGGCGCUAUUUGCAUUGGUCUCAACCUCGCCACUGCCUGGAUUCGACCUAUUCCCAAGGGUCAGCUUGGAGGUCAUUAA